Messenger RNA from Triticum turgidum subsp. durum (durum wheat), 1590 nucleotides. The record is from the annotation of a GenBank genome assembly. Lineage: Eukaryota; Viridiplantae; Streptophyta; Magnoliopsida; Poales; Poaceae.
AUGGAUACUGACCAACUCCCUUACGGAAGCUUCUGGCUGGUGGCCGUAGCCACCAUUCUUAUGUCCUUGAUUCUGAGGCAGGUUCUGGGUGGUAAGGACACCGGAGCCAAGCUUCCUCCAGGUCCAUGGAACCUCCCCAUCAUUGGCAGUCUCCACCACCUCGUCGGCACAAAACUGCCGCCCCACCGCGCAUUCCUCCGCCUGGCGCGCCGGCACGGCCCACUCAUGCUGCUGAGGCUCGGCGAAGUGCCCAGGGUCAUUGUGUCCACCCCCGAGGCGGCGAUGGAGGUGUUCAAGACGAGUGACCUCACCUUCGCGACCCGCCCGAGCGGUCCCACGCUGGACAUCGUCAGCUGCGGGGGCAAAGGCUUUGCCUUCGCGCCCUAUGGCGACCACUGGCGGCAGAUGCGCAAGCUCUGCAUCAUGGAGCUGCUCAGCGCACGGCAGGUGCGCCGGAUGGACUCCAUCAAGCAAGCCGAGGUCACACACCUCAUGGAGUCGGUGGCUACCGCGUCUUCUGCCUCGUCAUCCGCCAUCAUCGCCAUUGGCAAGGAGCUGGCCAGGCUGACAAACAACAUCAUCUCCAGGGCGGCGUUUGGCGGCAAGUGUCGGCAGCAGGAGGCGUACCUCCGAGAGCUCGCCGUGUUGGCUUCGCUCGUGGGAGGGUUCAGCCUGGUGGAACUCUACCCAUCGUCGCGGCUGGUGCGGUGGCUGACCGGCGACUCCCGCGACCUGCGGAGGAGCCACGCCCGGAUACAACGAAUCCUGGCAGAUAUCAUCCAAGAGCGCAAGGAGAAGAAACAAAAUAAUGCCUCGGCUACUGCUACUGCUACUGGUACUCCUACUCCUACACCUAAAGAGGACGAAGACCUGCUGGACGUGCUCCUUAGGCUGCACGAGGAAGACACUCUCGGUUUCCCUUUGACGUCAGAGAUCAUAGGGGCCGUCAUCUUUGAAAUAUUUGGAGCUGCUACGGACACUACUGCUUCCACGCUAGAAUGGGCUAUGGCAGAACUCAUCCGCAACCCACACGUAAUGGCAAGGGCCAAACUCGAACUCCAGCAGAGGCUCGGACACCACCGCAGGUCCACCAUCACCAGCGCAGACCUCGGCGACCUGCACUAUCUUCGGAUGGUCAUCAAGGAGACGCUAAGGUUGCACCCCUCUGUGUCACUGAUACACAGGGCGGCCAUGGAGGAUUGCCAAGUGAUGGGCUACGACGUACCCAGGGGCACCUCCGUAAUGAUCAAUGCCUUCGCUGUUGGCACGGACCCGGCACAUUGGGGUGAGGAUGCAGCAGAGUUCAGGCCGGAGAGGUUCGAGGAGAUGAGCGUGGAGUACUACAAGCAAGGGCCAAAGAUGGAGUACAUCCCAUUUGGAGCGGGCCGUCGGCAGUGCCCUGGAGCCCUGUUUGCGAGCACGACGAUGGAGCUUGUGCUGGCAAACCUCCUGUACCACUUUGACUGGGCGAUUCCGGGUGGGGCAGGCCCAGAGACGCUGGACAUGGGCGAGGUGUUUGGGAUCGUCGUGCAAACUAGGUCCAGCCUGCGCCUGCAGGCAGUAGCAUCUUGUCAUCUACAAGAUCAUUAG